Aplysia californica (California sea hare) is the source of this 4540-nucleotide messenger RNA. Its product is annotated as alpha-(1,3)-fucosyltransferase 10-like. NCBI's taxonomy places the organism in Eukaryota, Metazoa, Mollusca, Gastropoda, Aplysiida, Aplysiidae. Gene Ontology annotation, cellular component: membrane. The record is from RefSeq and is a predicted model, not a curated record. Gene Ontology annotation, molecular function: alpha-(1->3)-fucosyltransferase activity.
AGGAUUUCUUGCCCAGUAACAAGUCUGCUCUUUUGUUGCAAGAAUUCAAGUCUCCAGAACAUCUGGCUAUGGUCAUUAAGAAUUUGAACGAGAAUGAAGUGGAAUAUGAGAAGCUUCGAAAGUGGAAGACUUCUGGAAUAUCUAACACAUUCUUGUUCGACACCAUGAGCUCCCGGACUUGGGCCCCUGAUGAUGAAGAAAACUGGAUCCCUGGCCACACAAACUUUGUGGAAGGAUUUGAAUGUUAUGUAUGCAAUAAAGUCCAUGACAACAUGAAGAGACAACAUAAUGGUCAAAACAUUAAAAAACAGUGGGGGAAAAAAUCUCAUUAUGGUUGUCCAAGACCAGCAAAGUUUGAUGAAUUUGGUCGUUAUGGAAAAGCUCCAGGUUGGUUGGACUUUUGGAGUAGUCAGUGGGAACAGCACGGUGCAAUGGCUGGUAAUCUCAAGCAGUGUGUGCUCCAAGGAAAGACUGACUGUAAAGAAGACACUGUGGGUAGCAAAGCAAAAGGAGACUUUUAGCCCAUUCUUCUCGUUAUACAUGUACAUGUAUGUCUUUGUUUGUUAUCAUUCUUUCUCCCACAUCUUCCCAUGGGUGGACUGAGCCAUGAAAACAAGUCUCUUUGUGAUUGAUGUGUGUUAUCACAUUUUUUGUUUUGUUUUGUUUUUUGUUUUUUUACAACCAAUGUCUCCUCAUCUGUUUGACAUUUUUUCUUGCCAUGUCAUUGUGACUCUAUGUUGGUGUUAAUGAGUUUAGUUUUUGAUUUAUCUGAAGGUCUUAAUUAGUCAAAGGGUUUUUGUUAAAAACCAUUUGCUUAAAGUUUUAAAAGUAAAAAUUGGGAGUUUUAAUGAGCAGUAAAACUAACGCUUUACUUACUCUUGAAAUACUUGCUUGUAGUUGGGAAAGAAAUAUGAAGAUUUAUUUAGAUAUAUAUAUAUUUUGUGCAUAUCGACAUGUAUAACCACAUUAUUUUGUGUGGCUGUGUGUGUCUUGGUGUUUGUAGAAUUUUUGUUGGUUUGGUUUUGUUUAUGUGUAUUGUGGCAUUUUUCCUUUUGUUUGUUUGUUUGUUGUUUGUUUAUUGUUUGUUUUUUGUGUUUUUUAGAAAUUAUUUUUUGGGAUUGGCAUAGGGGUAAAAGUGAGGAAUAUGAAGAUUAAAAGUACAUGUGGGAUUGAAAGAUCUUUUUUUUUUUCAUUGAGCAAUCAUGAUUCUUGGCUGGGUUGAAGCAUGCUAUUGGUCAAAGAAAAAAAUUAAAAUGUUUUAUAUUUUAGUGCAAUAUUUUUGCAAGGGUUGCAACAUUCACAACUCUUUUAUGAUGAAACCAAAGCUUUUAUGUGCGCUGAUGCAUGUGAUAUGUACAAUCAGAUUGCUUUUAAGAAUAUUUUCUCGCUCUCCCUCCCUGGUUGUUUGAAAUGAGAGGGAGUCUUUGUUCUGCAUGUUUAGUUGUAGUUAUUUCUGCAGAAAUAUCGUCAGUAUUGUUGAUGAACAUGUGUCAAUCAAUAAUUCAGAAAAGAUGCACUCGCUUUAAGGAAAUGAUCUCUAAAAAUGCAUCGACCCACUCCGUUCAGGGUGGCAUCGGUAACCAAGUGGUUAGGCUGCCAGAGCCAUAAUCAGGAGAUUGCGGAUUCGUGGGUGUGAGCCUCAGCUCAGGCCGACAUUGUGUCCUUGGGAAAGGCAUGUUACACGAAUUUCUUAUUUGGCUUGUUCCUUUCGGGGGAUGGAAAUUAAACUCGGAGGUCUUGCCUCUUAAAUAACCUAAUUGUGUUGAUAGGGGUGUUAAACCUACACCAUUUCACUCCGUUCAGUUUCUUUUUGCAGCAAAGUAUUCAGUAUUUUGAUUUGUAGGAAAGAGUUCAGUAUGUCCUGAGUACAGCCCUAAAACCAUUUCAAAGUAGAAUAAAUCAUUAGCAGUUCAUUUUGCUUUUAGUUUCCUUUUUCUUAUUCAAGAUUGUGUUCAUAAUUAUAUGAUCUCAUCAAGCCUGAAUGAACUGGGUUUUUUUUUCCCCCCUACUCUUAUUUUGUGUUUAUGCAGUGAUACUUGUCCGAAAUAACCUUUAUAUAUGGGCAAUUUUCAAUUUCAUAGUGUAUUCUGAUGUACUACGCAUCGUACAAAAAAUAAAGCCAAUUAGCAACACUUCUGUUGGUAUCCUGUAUUUUAAACUUUACUUCUAUUUUCAUUUUCCAAAUAUAAAUGAAAUGUUGAGCAAUAGUAAUGAUGGAUAAAGUUUCUAUCUUGUCAUUUAAUUAGUAAUGUAGUUAUUUUGUAUAAAAGACAUGUUUUUACAUGCCUCAUUUUCAAUGUUUUGCAACACAAGUGCUCAUAGUUUUAUUAGAUACUUCCGUGAGUUUGAGCCAGCAACAGAGUUGUGUUGGGGUUUUUUUAAGUUAAAAAAAAAAAAAAUUUUCCCCAGACCACAAAAAAAUAAAAGUCAGUUUAUUCUAUUCUAUGAAAUGCCCUUUCAUGUUUGCACAUUGUAAAGAGAGAGGUGUUAUAAUUGCUUAUUUGUCUUCUUUUUAUUUUGCUAAUCGGGGUACAUUUUAUAAACGUUUCUUGCCCAUUUUUUUGUUUAAAGGGACAGUUAGAGGGCAAAUCUCUCUUUACUAUUCGCUUUGUAUAGUGCUAACAAAACAGUAACAGUAUUGUCCAGACUGACAUUAUGAAUAAGUAAGGAACCGGUUUUAAAAAUGCUGUUCAUCUGGGUUUUUUUAUUACCUUCGAAUCUUCAAAAGCGCCCUGGCGGACACCCUAUCUACGGGAUAGGUGAAAGGUGAAGGUGUGCAACUUAAAGAUGGAUUUUCUUAUUGAGAGAUUCUAAAACUUCAAAUUGGUCUCUUGCUCAUGUGUUCAGUCAACCUGAGAAUAUUUUUGUUUAUAAAUAACCAUUACAUGUUUUGCAUCAAGAUAUCACCUUUUUAUUGCCAGUCUGGUGAUUUACUCAGUGAUUUAUUUCUUUUUCAUAGAGAGCAAAAGUGUUUCCAGCUUUUUCUCUUUUCAAAUGUGAGUUUGGAUCUGUAACAUGUAUGGCACUAGACGUUUGAAUUUCACUUUUUUUUUUCUUUAAUUGAGUUACUUAUCCCAACUGUUAUAUUUUUUUCUUGAAAUACGAAAAUGCAUUUAGAUAGCCUCUCUCAUAGGAGAAAACUCUUUCAGUGCUGUUGGAUCUGUAAAGUUCAAGGUCUUCUGCUUGAACACGAGUUUUCCCACAAGCAAGAUAGAAUCAUCAUUACUUUCUUCAUUGUCACUGUAAUUCCAAACCAAACAUUGUAUUAAGUAUCCAUGAAUCAUCUGCUGGUGCUAAAUUCUUUCUUGACUACCCAUGAAUUACUUCAGUGUGGUCAGUGAAUUGCUCUUUUUCUUACUCAUUACUCUUUACUCAGUGCCAUCACAGACAUGAAAUCUACUCAGAACUGCUAGUCAGAGCUAGGAGCAGAACUGACAGGGCAAUCAGACAGCAGGAGAUUCCCCUUCUGGCUUGUAUUUUGACGCUGUACAUGGCAUUGCUUCAGAAAAAUUAUUAAGUCCUCAGAGUCGGAGCAGUCUAUAGUUAAGCAGGCCUACACUUUGGACAAAGUAAUGCUGAGGCGACAAUGUGUCAGGCUAUGUGCUGAUCAUGGCUUCUGGGUGCUCUCCUGCUGUGUUUCUCCCUAGUGUAAAUGAGAUUCGAGCCAGAAAUAUUUGAGGGAUGGAGAUGCUUUUUAGUCUGGAGUGGUCAAAACCAUAUUAUUAUUUUAUAUACGGACUUUGGCAAAAGAUUUUUGCUGAGUGUGGCCAGGUUUGUGAGAAAGUUUGUUUCCAUUUCUUUUCAACACAUCGAAGAUAUUUGUCCUGCUUUGUUGAAUAUCAUUGAGAGAAUGAGCAAGAUGUUGUCUUAGUGAGUAAUAAUUCAUUCUGGCAUUUGAACUGAUAUUGUAUCGUCAUUAAGUAAGCAUAUUCUUGCUUGAGAUGGACAUUGCAGUUUACUGCACUUGUUUUCACUGAUGAUAAUGUAUUAUUAUGAGUAUAUAGAGUGAUCUGGAAAAUCCACGGGCUAAUAUGAUAAACAAUACUUUGCAACACACAUGCAAACUUGUGUAACAUUAAUUUAUACCACUAAGUCAAAAUUAAUAAUACUGAAAUCUGAGAAACCUAGGUGCACUUUAUGAAUGGAAAUUUUACUUCUAUAUUUAUGGUUUCUUUUUUUUUAAUUCUUUAAUGCUAAUAAACAUGUAUUACUCGUAGUACUCAAAGAAUAAGACUCUGGAACUUGUAUAGUGUAAGUUUAUGUGCUUUUGCCAAAUAAAAAUGGCUUUUAAAAGAUUUUUUAAAAUGUCAUCCUCUACAUAUUGGCUGGUGGUAGGCUCUUCUGAAAGCUUUGACUUCAUUGUGUAUAUAUAUCUAUAUAUUGCAUGUACAUUACAUGCAUUUCAAUUCCUUUUUCAGUACGUUUUUCCCCUUGCGCCAGCACUUUCUUGCUACUGUACCAAAGAACAAGGAUGUGUGUUUCUUUUAUGAUGACACAGCAAUGCAUUUUGCUUUCAAUAAAUAAUUUUGAUGUUUAUAUA